This is a messenger RNA of Paramuricea clavata, 12721 nucleotides long. The record is from the annotation of a GenBank genome assembly. Lineage: Eukaryota; Metazoa; Cnidaria; Anthozoa; Malacalcyonacea; Plexauridae.
AUGGCAGAAACCCGUUCCAAGAGUCAAGGAACCUCCAAUGCAGAAUUUCCUUCAAGAGAGGACCCGAAAGAGGGACUGGACGUCCCGAGAAUUCUGCCCUCGAGAUUGCCGAGAAUAUUUUCCUUGAAUGUAACUGGGCCACUAGAACAACGAGGACAAACGACAUAACUUUCCCCCCGAACGUUGGAGGUUGAGGAGGGAGAUUGAUUUCUUAGCUAAAAUAGGCACACGGAGGGCAAUAAACUUCGAACGUUUCACAUCUGGGAGAAGAAAACCCAGGAAAGGACAACCUGACGCGGUAUCGAAAUUGAUUUCUUAAUUAUGUCCGAAGAGCAGAGCCAAACAUUUACUCGAAACAAACUAUUACUCGACUGUGGGGGGAGGGGGGGGGGGCGUCCAAAGAGAAUAUUAAAUAAGAAACUACAAUUGGUUCAAGAUUUUGCAGCUAGGAUUGUUUUUGCAUGGGAAUGAAAAUUUGAUCACAUUUCAUCUACGAUUAAAGACUUUGGAUGGUUACCGGUGCAGGACAUGCUGGCAUACCGGGAGGUCAAAUGGUAUAUAAGAUUAUCAAUGACAGUGUACCAUUGUACUGAAAUAGAUUUGUAAAGAGAAGUUCCGACGUUCAUAGUCGUAGGCACUUGCUACCGAAAAUCUUGACAUACCCUAAUGUAGAACGAGCUCAGCACAAUUUAACGAUCAUUUAGAUACAGAGCUAUAUCAACCUGUGGAGUACGCUAUCACGCUUUGUCAAAUAGAGCGUAUAGUACCACAUUUACCACCACUAAACUCUUUCAAACAAUCACUAAAAAUUGACUAUACCAUUCUAAUAUUCAUAUUUAAACAUAUAUUUUUUACUAAUUAUAAACGUUUUAAUUCUAUUUUUUUAAACACACAGCAAUUAGACCUGAAAAGCCCUGGCGAGGUUCUAUAUAAAUUUGUGUUGUGUUGUGUUGUGUUGUGUUGUGUUGUGUUGUGUUGUGUUGUGUUGUGUUGUGUUGUGUUGUGUGCUAUUCAGAUUGAGAAGUUAUUAUCAGUAAUCCAUGGAACUAUCCAUUGACUACUUUUAAUUCAUCAACAUGCUUUAUUAGAGCUCUGCCAUAUGUAAGACAUGACAUUAUGCUAUUGUAUAUUUUUCGUUUUGUUUUAGGCGGACGUUUUGGUGAACUCUACCUUGUCCAACCUUAACUAUCCGACCGCCUGUGGCAGAGCUCUUCAAAAUCGAGGUGGCCUGUCUUACAUUGAAGUAUGCAAACCCCACACCAAUAUUCCGCCGUGGGAUAUCGUUUGUACAACUGGUGGGAACUUAUCAUGUCAACAUGUCAUUCAUGCCGUGUGCUGUAACUGGAACAAAGAAGACAAAGUGAAAAGUGAGGAGGUAUGUAGAAUGCCAGCUAGUUACUGUUACGUAUUCAGACUCUAUUUUCAUUCAAUAUGCAUCAUUGGUCAAACAUUCCCAAUACUCAGUGUCAGGCCACGCAUGGUAACGUAAAUAUCUAUAAUAAUAGACGAAGCUGUGAAUAAAAGGAUUUUCGAUUUCAGCCGAAGUCUGGAACAAAAAGUAACUCACGAAGAAGGAAAUGCUUAAUGAGCUAGUUUUGCAUACUUAAUUAAUAACUAGAAAAUACAUGCAUGCAGAAACCCUCGCCUUGCUGACAAAACCAUUGUAUUUUCCGAACAUGAAGUAUCUAAAGUAGUUGUCAUGGUAACACGAUAAUUUUUUAAGAAUAUUCUUACAAAUGAAAAAUAGCCUAAAAAUAUCACUUUUAAUUACAAAAUUAUUAAUUCCCCAACAUAUAUUUGUUUAUAGGUAUGUUAUUAUACGUAAUUAAACUUCAUUUUAAGGUAAAUUUCAACCACAAACGCUUCGCAAAACGUUUUAAAGUUACUAGUGUUCUUUAUAGCCUAAAACUAAACUGCCUUUUAAAAUGGCUUUAUCGAUAAACUUUGAGUUUGCAAUAAAACGAUUUCAAAUUCUCGCUUGCAAAUAACUUUGCUUUCUUUUUUAUUUAAAAAAUUCAAUAUCAUAAAAAAGGGAAUCAAUAUUAAAGAUACACUGAAAUUUUGUUUCAUAUACGCAAAGGCCGUCGGGUUUUACAGUUGAUUUCACGAAACUUUGGCCGCGCCAGUUGCGAGUUUGGUUGGGCAUUUGGGAACUAUAAACACGAGAUCAUCAAGUUGAUUGGAAACCGGCUAAUCAAAUUCGGAAGUUUCGCAUCAAUUUAUCGAAAUUCGUUAUGAAAUUCCGAACCAAGUGCGCAAGCAAGUUCGCAAAUUGCAAACGAUUUUGGCGGUAAAUUUUAAAAACUAAGCUUAUUUUAUUAAACUUAUUAUAAUUUUAAACCUGAAAUUAUUAUUAUUAUGAUAUUAUUUAUUAUUAAAUGAAUAAGUUUAAUACAAUAAGUUUAGUUUUUAAAAUUUACCGCCAAAAUCGUUUGCAAUUUGCGAACUUGCUUGCGAACUUGGUUCGGAAUUUCAUAACGAAUUUCGAUAAUUUGAUGCGAAACUUCCGAAUUUGAUUGGCCGGUUUCCGAUCAACUUGAUGAUCUUGUGUUUAUAGUUCCCAAAUUCCAGGCCUUAAAAUAUCUUUUCCAGGGCCGUCUGACAAAAUGUCCGGUGACGUUGAGUUUGGGUCGGACAUAUGUCCGAUGACCUUCAGUUCAGUUUUGACUCGGAAAUAAGUCUGAAUGACACAAAUGAAUAAACGGUAAAUGUUGUAAAGAUAUUAAAUAAUUUGUUUCUUUCAUACUUAUUUCCAAGCCAAAAUUAACUUGCUUGCCAGAACAGCAGUGUUAAAAAAGACUUCGACAACUUAAGCCCGUUUUCCAUUUCACCAUUUCGCUCGCCGCCCCGCGUUCGACUACGUUAAAACAACAUUUCCAGUUCACCUUUUAUACAAUAGUGCUCUGAUUUUCCAUCUAACAUACAAGCCUCUAGUCCUGGGCUAGGGUACAUUUUAAUUUACGUCGGACAAAGCUACAGUUCGGUCGGACACCAAUUCACUUGGGUCGGACAAACAAUAAACCUCAGUUUCACUUUGGUCGGACAGAAUGUCCGGUGGUUUCCUCUCUACGUCGGACAAUUUCACGAAUGGGUCGGACAAUGUCCGUGACCGACCGAUAUUUUAAGGCCUGAAUUCCCAACCAACCUCGCAACUGGCGCGGCCAAAGUUUCGUGAAAUCAACUGUAAAGCCAUUAUAAAAUCAAUAUUUAAAACAAACUUAAUACCUUCGUAAACGUCGGCUCCCUUCUUUUAGCCGAUUCUUUCGCAGUUUCUUUCUGAGAGAGCUGUUGAAAUUUACAAAAUCUUGCAAAAAUGCGAGCAAAAAUGAAAUAUAUUUGCAAGAAAUUUAUCAAUCAUCAAAUCAAGAAAUGUUUGCUAUUUCGCUGUCGUCCUGCAGUUGCUAUAAUGCAAACUUUAGGGGUGGACCAUUUGACUUUUGAAGGGAGGGGGGUGGAAGAUUUCGAAAAAAAAUUUCCUGCAACCCAAGGAGAAAGAAAAAAAGAUCAUGCAGCAUACAAUCGAGAAAAAAAUAUCAUGCAAAAGAGAGCGCUCAAAAAAAAAUUUUUACAUGUAACUAUACUGAUGCUCUUCACUUCAGUAUUGUGUCCACAGGCUUGCAAGAUUUUGCGUUUUUGAGCAGGCACAUUUGCUUAAAAGAACACGGGGUGAACAGUGGAUAACAUCACAGGGAUUCUACCGCCUUUGGAGCCUCUGACAUACGAUAGCCAGUGGUGUUCCCUGGCAAAAUUGUUGCCCCACCCCCUGAGAAAAUCUGGGCUUAAGAUAAUUAUGUACAAGUUUAUAAGUUAUUUAUACAUAUCUAAUAUGCAUGGUAGAAAAAGUAUUUUGAGAUGAUUGAGUCUGUGUGCGUUUUUUGAGAACAUAGCUCCAAACUAUUAAAGCUUCAAAGGCCCAUCUACAGAUGCAAGUUGAACGUCCUGUAUAUACGAUGAUUUUAAUGCGAAAAUGCCAGUUUACAACAAUUUCUGAAGAGGAUGCAACCCGAUUCCCAACAAGCUAUCUGUAUGAACGAUUGGAAAGCUAUAUAUAUUUUAAAUAAAUUGUAACUCCGUCUAACCAUAACAUCUGGGGUCACACCAAUUUGUAAAUAGUCUUCUUUUCCCUUAUAUCUUUUGUAAUUUUUAACAUUGUAGACGCCCCCCGUGGAAACCAACGCACCGUUGACGGGGCUAGUGUCUCUAAAUAAAGUUUUAAUACAAAUACAAAUACAGAGCUAUAUUUGGUGGAACAUUGUUGUUUCGGAGGGCAGUUAAAAAUUGCAUUAUUGAAAUCUUGUUUUAUUACAUAUUAAUCAAAGCUCAUUUUGUGAUUUUCCCUUGUUUAAAAUAAACGACAGUAAGUGUUCCUUAGGCUUAGUACAGCAAAGUUGUCGUGGACGAAUCCAUGGCUGUAAACGCAGGAAAUAGCAUUUCCGAGGUUCAAAUUUUAAAAUUUUCUCGGGGGAGCAUGCCCCCGAACCCCCCGAGGUAACAGGUUAUUCAUAUACUGUACCCUCCCCCCAUUUUCGAGUACUCUACUCUAUCCAUGCAUGUUUUAGGUUUUGGUGCAGUUAUACGUUUUUUGUAAGUAAACCUGCACGCUUUAGUGUGGCGAACAUUAAGACAUAACCAUAUAAAAUAAAGCACAGUGAAAAUUCCUUGGCCCCUCUUUGGAUUCAGUUCUCGGCCUCCUCUGACUGAAAACCCCUGCUACGUCUCUGAUGAUAGCUAUAUGAAAGCCUUAAGUUACUGUAAGCCGUUAUUAUGAGAGGCAAAAAAAUAUCCUGCCGCCAAAUAUAUUGGGAAAAAAAUAUCUUGCGCUGCACUUUUACAGGAAAAAAAUAUCUGUCUUGUUCGCCUGGGCGGAAAAAAAUUCUUGCACGGACUGAAUCUUCCACCCCCCCCCCCCUCAAAAGUCAAAUGGUCCGCCCCUUAAAUUGGACCAAUCAGUGUCCGCUAUUCAUGAUAGUGCGCCAUAUUUUUGAGAGCAGUGAGGAUGACCACCCACCCAACACCCCCAACAUCGUUGGUGACCCACGCGCGCGAUAAUUGAUGAACUUUAGACUUCGCUAAUGCUUGCGUUUCCCCGGGUGUAAGUAGCCGGGGGGAAUUAGUACCCUCGCACAGCGCUUCGCGCCGUCGGCUCGGGGAUUAAUAUACUUAAUUUUGUGCAGGUUAUAUAACGUUUUGGCCAGUCAGUUACCUAACUUGCUUUGUAGUUCCUUUGUCUCCUGCCCUCGUGCAUGAACUGAUAUAUGUCGUGUGUAUAUUACAUUAAUUACUAGAAAAUACAUGCAUGCAGAAACCCUCGCCUUGCUGACAAAACCAUUGUAUUUUGUACUAUUUUCCGAUCAUAAAGUAUCAAAAGCAGUUGUCAUGGUAACACGAUAAUUUUUUAAGAAUAUUCUUACAAACUAAAAAUCGCCAAAAUAUCACUUUUGAUUACAAAAUUAUCAAUUUCCCAACAUAUAUAUGUUAGGUAUGUUAUAGCCUGCGUAGCAGGCGGUAGAAGCUAGAAAUAUCGCCUGCCCAAAACCCAACCUCGUACCCAGGGCCUUUGCGCGGUUCAGAGGCUCUGGUUGCUUCCUGUACCAGAGCCUCUGAACCGCGCAAAGGCCCUGGGUACGAGGUUGCCCAAAAACUACACAUUCUGAGUUCCGCCCACCGCAUGGUCCCGCCCAUCUUAAUGUAUUUAUUUUAAUUAUUUGUCAAACGUAAACUCACAUAUUUGCACCAGUGCAAAUAUACGGCUUUGAUGUUUCAUAUCUUCGGUUCAUUCAAUGCUAUGAAGACAAAAAUACCACGUUCGAUUUAGUGUAACAAUAUGUCCUCAUUCAUAGCGAUAGUUUUAGUCGAUGUGAACAUUACAGCGAUUUAUGAGCUUUGAAAAUCAAGCGAGUUCGGGGGGGGGGGUCCCAAUCCCAUUUCCCACCUGAAAUUUUGGCAAAAUCCCAGUCCCAGUUGGAUUUUUAUUAGAAAUCCCAGUCCGAGUUAUUGAAAUCCCAGUCAAUAAAAAACCCUUUAUUUAUCGGUAGAAUAAACAGUUUUAAGACCUUUUAAGCCACCGUGUGUGCAAGUGGUGGACCUUUUAUGAAAUACUGAGGGGGCUCGUGCCGAAGGCACAGAAAAUUUUUAAAUUUGAAUCCUGGAAAUGGCAUUUGCAGCAUUCUGAGACACGCAUAAUCAGAAAACCCAGAAUUCCGGGCGCCAGAGUAUGCCUGUUCGCAGGUAGGGCUGUGAAUAAUAUAGUUAACAACAAAAAUCAUGACCAAAGACACCGAAAACGGAUCAAAAUUAUAUUUUGACACACUUAAAAUGUAGACAAAUUGGGAAUCGACUCGCAUUACCUCAAUCCCAUUCCCAUUUUUGAGGACUUCAUUUCCCAUUCCCUGUGGCCAAAUCCCAGUCCCAGCAACCCAAAUCCCAUUUUCCCAGUCUAAAAUUAGAUCAAUCCCAGUUCCCAUUUUACCCCUUCAGGACCCUCUAUCAAAUUACGCAAUUGUCUGAACAAAAAUUUAGGCUAGCCAUACCUUUCGCCGAACAUAACUUCGGCCCCUUCGGACGUAACUUUGUAAUAGUCUUGUUCCAAUCGCUAUCAAAAACACUACUUAGAGUGUCAUUUACGAGCCUGUAUCUUCAAAAAUCUGCACUUUUAUCACGGUAUCACAUCUAUCAAGCAACAAAUGUUGGAUUGAUAUUCGUUGUUCAUUCUUCAAGACGAAGCGAUUUCCGAUUCCAGAUAAAGAUUAGAGAAUUCAAAGCUUAAUUCUCAAUUAAUACAUUCGUUAUUUUUUGGUUAGUGUAUGCCAUCACUCGAUAUAUCGGUAUCAAUUACGAAAAUAACAAUAGUUUAUAUUAUAAAUACGGCAACAGUAACUUCUAAAAUUAACACUAAUUAUUCUAAUUCUUUACUCCUGUCAAUCAAAAAUUGAAAAUCAACAUUCUGACCAAUCAGAAUGCUCCGGCACCCAGCUGCCGGGGAGAACUCAGAAUGUGUAGUUUUUGGGCAGGCGGUAUUUCUAGCUUCCCAUUCUCUCGUGCCCGCGAAUAUCGCCUGCUACACAGGCUACAAUUUAAGGUAAAAUUCAACAAAAAACGCUUCGCAAAACGCUUUAAAAUGUUCUUUAUAAAACUAAACUGCCUUUAAUUAAAUGGCUUUAUCGAUAAACUUUGAGUUUGUAAUGAAAUGAUUUCAAAUUCUCGCAUGCAGAUAAAUUUACUUUCUUUUUUAUUUAAAAAAUCCAAUAUAAUAAAAAAGGAAAUCAAUAUUAAAGAUACACUAAAAUUAUAUGCUGUCUUGUUUAGUCGUUUCAUAUACGGCAAAGGCCAUCGGGUUUUAAAGCAAUUAUAAAAUCAAUAUUUAAACUGGCAAACUUACCUUCGUUAGCGUAGGCUCCCUUCUUUUAGCCGAUUCUUUCUCCCUUUCUUUCUGAGAAUGCGUUUGAAAUUUACAAAAUCUUGCAAAAAUGCGACCAAAAAUGAAAUAUAUUUGCAAGAAAUUUAUCAAUCAUCAAAUCAAGAAUUGUUUGCUAUUUCGCUGUCGUCAUGCAGUCGUUAUAAUGCAAACUUUAAAUUGGACCAAUGAGUGUCCGCUAUUCAUGACAGUCCGCAAUAAAUUUGAGAUCAGUGAGGAUGACCACACACCCAACACUCGAACACCAUUGGUGACCCACGCCCACGAUCAUUGAUGAACUUUAGACUUCGCUAAUGCUUUCGUUUCCCCGGGUGUAAAUAGCCGGGGGGGAUUAAUACCCUCGCACGGCGCUUCGCGCCGUGGGCUCGGGGAUUAUUCAGCUAAAUAGACGAAGCUGUGAAAAAAGAAUUUUCGAUUUCAGCUGAAGUCAUGAAACAAAAAGUAACUCACGAAGAAGAAAAUGCUUAAUGAGCUGAUUUAGCAUAUUACUUAAUUAAUAAUUAAUAUACUUAAUUUUGUGCGGGUUAACGUUUUGGCCAGACAGUUACCUAACUUGCUUUGUUUCCUUUGUCUCUUGGACUCGUGCAUGAACUGAUAUAUGUUGUGUGUAUAUUACAUUAAUUAUUACUCAGCUCACUCCCCAUUGGGGCUUUUCAGUGACCGAUUACAACAUCAAGUAUUAUGCUUACUUAUGUUAUUUACUUGGCCUAGACUAUUUAUCUUUACAACAACUGUGAUUACUUUGUUAACUGUGUUUAUCGUAACCCACCCUGACAACUUUCUCCGUGGGAGGAAACCGCAGCGCCCGGAGAAAACCCACGACUUUGGGCAGAGCGUAGACUGACUCUUUUCACACGAGUCCGUAGCGAGAAUCGAACCCACGAUCUCAUUAUAUAAAGUAUAGUGCUUUAUAGAGAUUUCGAGCACUGAUAAAAGUGAUAAUCUCACAUGUGAGAUUAUUUAUGAUAAUCUCACAUGUGAAAAUUAUCGGUUUUUAAUUAUCGCUUUUCUUUAAAUAUUAUCGCUUUUCAAAGACUGUCCUUUAUAUAAUAAACAGAAAAAUACAUGGGUGCUUGGAAAUACCAGAUUUAUUUCUCGUGUUGAACAUGAUAUCUCACUCGUUCGCUGCGCUCACUCGUGAGAUAUCAUGUUCAACACUCGAAAUAAAUCUGGUAUUUCCGCGCACCCAUGUAUUAUUCUCUAUUUAAUUAAUGGACGGUCAGAAAACGUUUCGCUGAAGAAUUUCUCUUGUCGCUGUUUUCAAUGUAUCGUUGUAAUGAAACAAUAAUUAUAGCUUCUCCUUUAGUUGAGGUUGAUGAUGUCAACCAUGAUUGUACUAAAGUAACAAACGCAACUGAUCUCAAAUGUACUUCGCAACUGGAAUUUUAUCGGAAUUUCGUAACCAUGAACCAUCAAUUAAAAAAUGAACACGUUAUUUACCAUUUGGAUCGGUCCGUACUAAAAAAUAUUCCCUCGGCCUUCGGCCUAGGGCCGCUUCUGAGACCUCGAAAAAACAUUUUUCAGUACGGACCUCGCAGCCGGUAAAUAACAUAUGUGUAUUUUAAUUAAAGUAUUUUGUUGGGCUCGUAUAUUCAUCAGAAGAAUAUGCUUUCCGCCCAGGAAAUCGCUCGCGAAUAGAUUGAUUUUGUGAAUAGAUGCUGUAAAAUAUUGCUGAGUCAUAUUUUUUUAUGUUGCUUACAACACAUCUGCUCAAGCUGUAAAUAUUAUUUAUAAAUUCGGGCAAUAAUCAGGCACGAUAUAUACUAAUUAGGGACGGAGUUCAAAUCAAUAACUUUUCUAUUUCUUUAGGCCCUCAGAGAUCUCGUCAUGAAGAUAUUCGGAAAAUGCGUUGAGCUUGGUGUUUCUUCAAUAGCUAUGCCAACCAUCGGGGCCGGAAAGCACGGCUAUCCUGAAGAUAUUGUUCUCAAAAUAAUCUUACAAGAAGUAGACAGAAUAAGUUCCAAAUAUGUCAGCAAAAUUGCCUUGAGAAAUGUUUCUGUGAUUGUCUUUGAAGACAAGCAGUCAAAUUAUAGUGGAAAGCGUGGUCGACAUUCUUCGUAUUUUCCUUCUCCACCAAACAUGUUGAACCAUAAAUCGAGACCGCAGGAAACACCGCAACAACUAAAACCACAAUUACAGCAAGCACUUCAGCCCUUGUCGCCACAACAAGCAACUCCAACAGAUACAAUAUCUAUCAAACCUGGAAACACGGCUAAUCUCAAGUUUGGAUCUGUGAGCAUCGUUCUCAAGGAAGGGGACAUAACGAAGCAGACAGCAGAUGCUAUUUUAAACGUCCUACCGAAAUCUCUGAAGCUGUUAGAUGGAGGAGGUGUGUGUCAAAGUAUACUAAAGACAGGAAGCCAGAUCAUUCAAGAUGAACUGGAUCAAAUUCGUAGAGACAGUAACCUCGGUUCCAUAUUAAUAACAUCUGCUGGUUCCAUUCCCAAUAUAAAGAAAAUCAUUCAUUUUGUUCCGACUACAACUGACGUAGCAGGUCUUCAAGCUUCCAUAGAGCAAUGUUUUCAUUCAGCACAGCAGCAUUCCCUUUAUCACAUCCUGAUUCCUGCAAUCGGAACCGCAAAUCUUAACAUCUCGCCAAAGAGCUCAGCAGAUCUUAUUCUAAAAGCUGCCAAGAAGUUUUCGGAGACCCAGAAUUCACUCACAGUGGAAAUCGUGGUUUUCUUGAAGAAGUUUUUUCCUGAUUUCAAUAAGGCAAUUGAGGAUCAAGUCGAAGAGCUUGCCACGGUUGCUGGCUCGCAACAUGGGCAACAAAAUAGCGGCAACACCGAAACACAGGCUGUUAACAAUGAAGUUAAUAAUAACUCAUUUACCAUCAAUGUUGAUUCACAAGAUGCCGAUAAUUCUAAUGCUGCUGGAACAGUGGAGGAAAUUCAACUGCAUUUUAUUGGUUUUAAGAAAAACAUCGAUGAUGCUAUUUCAGAAACGAAAGUGUUUGUGGAUCGUAACAAGGACGAAAGAUCGGUUGAAAACAUCGGGGAUAUUUUUCAAAAACACAAAUCCGAAGUGGAUAAAUUAUCACGGAUUUAUCGAGUACGCAUAAAAUCCUCCUCCGCUGGACAUCUGGCUGUGCAAGGAAUGAAAAGUGAUGUUCAAGAAUUCUUAGUGCAAUUUACAGAAAUACGUAGAAAAUACGAAAUUGAUCAGCGAAGUUGGUCAGGUAUGUUGCUACCUUUUAUAGAAUUGAAACACUUUUAACAUGAAAAUAUACUGUAACAAAAACAAUAAUACUUCAGUUGCCACUAUAUACAUAAAAUAAAAUCAGGUACAACGUACAAAGACUCAAUAAAUUCUACUGGGCAUCCUUUCCACUGGGCUUCAUCAUUUGGCCAUGUCUCGUUUCUGACGAAGGUAUUACUUUACUAUGUAUUUAUCUAUAUGAAGUUUAAUUUGUCUAUUGUUUAGCUCUUCUUUAACAAUCUGGAGUGCCAAAUCAACGGAGAUAAAUGUAAAUAAAGAAGUUACGUCAAAUGAGACGAUACGCUCAUUAUAGGUUCUAUUUUUUAAUUGAAAAUACAACUGGCAAAUUCUUUAGAGUUCCUAACUGUGUAAACUUCAUAAGUUCUUUGUAUGUUUGCAUGGCGAUAAAACAUAUAAUAGUUUUGUUUUUGGAAACACCACGUGAAUUUAUUACUGCAAAGCUUUCGAUCCGUAAGCCUGGAUCUUCAUCAGUGCUAAUAAUAUGUGACUUGUUUAAUUCACACGCCCUUUUUAUAUACAAAAGUGUCGUGUUGAUGUGCCGUUUAAUUAAAUUUCAAAUGACGCGAGCCAACAGAUCACGACACUUUUGUAUAUAAAAAGGGUGUGUGAAUUAAACAAGUCACAUAUUAUUAGCACUGAUGAAGAUCCGGGCUUACGGAACGAAAGCUUUGCAGUAAUAAAUUUACGUGGUGUUUCUACAAACAAAACUAUUAUAUGUGUAAACUUCAUUGUACAAGUAUUUUAGAAUGCGUGCCAAACAUUUGGAGAUUUCAUACGUUGGAGACCCAAUUGAACUAUUUAUUGGUUUAAGAGGAACUUAGCCAAGUGAUGACACUGCAAUGUGUUAAUGCGUGUUCCUUUAUACUUCAUACAUACAUACAUACAUCUAAACCUCUUGUCGACAGCAUAUGGCGACUAUACUGUUCCACAGGAUACGCCAAAAAUCAUUUAAAAACUAUCAAACAUAUUUUUGGAACGAAAAUUUGUGGAACCCUAAUGGACUUUGCUCAGGGACAAAUUGAUUAAAUUUUUGUUAAAAUUGAUUGAAGACUAGCAGCCGUUUCUCUUGCUUUACCUGGCAGGGUAAAUUGAAUCAUAGUUAGCGCAAUAUAUAAUUUAUGCAUGUAUCACAUGGCGGGGCUACACAGUCUCCGAGUGCCCUCUUGGAAGGUAGUUAUUAAAAAAUCGUUCAGUUUAAGAUGCAUUGUUAAGGGAGGUAACUGAAGAAUCGAUUAGACAUGUAUGUAUAUUAAUAAAAGGAUACAUUAAUUAUUUUGUUAUUAUUUAGAUAACCUCCCAUCGUUUUGGGAUGAACAACCAAUGGGCAAAUCAUUUCACCUUGCUACACUAUUAUCAUCGUCAUCUGAGUACAAAGAAAUCUUAACCCAUUUCAAAAACGCUUUUGCCGUAGGAACACCACCUAAAGUUACAAAAAUUGAAAGGAUCCAAAAUCCUAAAAUGUUUGAACUAUACCAGGCGAAGAAGAAGUCGAUGGAAGGACGAGAAAACGAGAUGAGAUUGUUUCAUGGUACCGAUGUCAAGAAUACUGUUCCUAUUAAUACAAACAACUUUAACAGAAGUUAUUCCGGAAUUAACGGUAGGUUGUAUGCUGUAUGCCGUUGUUUACCAGAUAUUUUAUAUACAGGAUUUAUCAACGAUCAAAGUACCAAACAUUUUGAUGUAGUAAAGUCCAACGCGCUCCCUUGGCGCAUAAUUUAUCACACGCAUGCAUGAUUGAUUUUAUGAGCUUUAACACUUUGAAGUUAGAUUCCUCUGACAAAUUUAUAUGAGAUCGAUUAAAUUUUCUCUUCACACGGUCACACAUAAUAUCUCCUUAUAAUUGGACCAUGUACAGUUAAAAAAACUGGAUAGGAAUCUAGCCGGCGCCGCAACGCGAUCACGUGUUUUCUAUCAUGCAUGCAUGCAGUGUUUUUAUUUGUUAACUUGAUUGCGUUACUGCACAUUUAUCCCUUUAACUUGGCCCAAGUCGCUCUGGCCCAAGUCGCUCCUGUCUGUUACGAGAUCAUGAAAUUUCAUUUUCACAUGGGUGUUACGAUAUUUCUUUGUAUUCUUUCAGUUGAACACUAA